AUGCCUUACACUCCCCCCAGCCCCUCUCCCAAUGCAUCCCACUCUCAGUCACGGACGAGCAGUCGGUCAUCGUCAUUCUCUGAAAUACCAUCUCCCUCCGCUGCUAUAAAUCUGAUCACACCUGCGAAGCCCCAGCCCACCAGGUCGACGUCUUAUCUUAACAAGACUCGUCGUUCUUCUCUUGGUGGGCCGAGGCCCGGAGAUGCUAAGCCAGUUCACUUUAUGAUGUCCCCGCCCGGUGGAAGUGGCCCAAUAUUACAUCCUCCCAGGUCGACAUCGGGAAGCAGCAUUCGACAGGCCCCACCGGUCCCAAUCAUGUCCACAGGCGUUGUCAUCUCUCCUCCCGACUCGUCACAGAACUCCAGCGACGACGAAGCCGAGAACAACAGGAUCAAGCGUGGACGUCAGCUUGUUGACGUUAAGGAGUUGGAAGCUGCCAUCAGAAACAGUAUCCCUCAGAGAAGGUCUGCAUCGCCUGUCAUGGAACCCAAGCCUGAACAGGUAUUUAUCGAACAGAGGUCACCAGAAAUCUUAAGUGCUCGUAUCCACCAGAAGUUGGCACAUGUUGUCGGCCAUGCUAGAUCGGCAUCCGAUGUCACUGGGUCGGGACGAGUACCAACAAUCCGACAGCCAGAGGAACCCAAAAGAAGUCAGAGCCAGAAUGGAUCUCCAAAUAUGGAUGAUGAUGAAGAUGAUGAUUAUCAGAUAGCACCACCAAUGGUUCGCAAGAAGAGUGGUGAGCUUGUCAAGUCCUCCCUGAAAAGCCCAAACCUCAGGAGAAGGCCCUCGAGCAUGCCUUCCACACCGACAUAUCCCAAGGUCGUCCACUUCGAUGCUCAUCUCGAACAUGUUCGACACUUCCUCCACUCCGAGCGUCCGACAGCCGUUAGUGCAGGGUCUUCACCAGUUGAGUCCGGCAUUGAUACUGAUAACGAAUAUCCCUUCCCUUCGUCUGAUGAACCGCCAUUUGAGUGGGAGAUCGCUACACCCAACUUCCCGGAUCGUUCUGAUAGAAGCUCUGCUGUGGUUCGCGUUGAGAAGGUUCUUCUUUCCCACGACAAGAAGUCCCUUCUCGGCCAUGUGGCGGUCGCCAACAUCUCCUUCCAAAAAUUGGUCGUCGCCCGCUUUACUCUGGACUACUGGCAGACUACAUCCGAAGUCGCCGCAGAGUUUACUAAUGAUAUCCGCCGCAGACACUUGGAGGAUGGGUAUGAUCGUUUCACCUUCAAGAUCAAGCUCGAGGACAUGGCCAACCUGGAGAACAAGACUUUGUUCUUCUGUGUUAGAUACCGUUGCAACGAUCAGGAAUUUUGGGAUAACAACAACUCUAUCAACUACCAAGUCGACUUCAAGAAGAAGGCUAUUCCACAGCACGGGAAGUCCGGAGCAUCGUCCGCGUCCUCCCGACCGCUGCCGCGCAGCAGGGGUGUCACUUCAUCUGCUCCACGACCAAGGUCUAUGCCGAUCUUUGAUGACUCCUUUGAUGCUUAUGAUUUGAAGACCCAACCGGAAUACAAGAUGUUUUCUCAUGCCGUUGACCGACAAAUGGAUAUGCGACCAGCCAAACCUGUCAAGAAGACCAGUGCCGUCGACCCGGAGGCCCUAGCACGUCGAGCAAAUCCGUCUGGGAAUGCCUUCGGCAAUCGAUACGACUUCGGUGCUUCUUUGGCAGCAGCUAUGGCUACCGCUACCACUGUUCUCGGUCCUGAGCGAAGUGGUCUCAAGUUGAAGACCAACUUGAAGGAGGAGAAGCCGGCACCGAACCCGUACUUUCAUAGUCUGACUACGAAUAGCGGUCUACCUCGGUCCCACUCUUCCCCCGCGCUCAGUGCGACGUUCACUACCGCAAGCGACAAGCAGAUCCCUCGAGUAACCCUGGAUACCACUACCCCUGCUGCCACCCCAGUCCCGACUCCGACCUUCAAGCCCACACCCUUGGAUGCCCUCAAGUCCCUCGGUUCCGAUAGGAAGCCUUCCGUCGAGUCCGCCUCGUACAAGGAAAUUCUUGAGAACUUCUGCUUUUUCGGCUCUGCCAAAUCUUCGCCAUCCUUAACAACUGGUUCUUCCAUGCCAAACCGGCCAGAGGGACCCGGUCACGAGAAUCACUCACUCGCGGCCACUCAUUACAAGAUGUCCUCCCGAUCCCCAUCACCACCUCAUCAGGGAUUGGAUGGAGCCAGUGGACGCAACUUUACCACAUCGCCUUCCACAUCCUCCUCCUCCCAGGGUUCCCAGAAGGGAUCUAGGUCCCCGUCACCAUCGCACAUCUACGGCUUUCCGGCCACCACACCCUUCGACAUCCGUGCUCCCAUCCAAACCUAG
Orbilia oligospora ATCC 24927 is the source of this 2322-nucleotide messenger RNA. RefSeq lists its product as uncharacterized. Gene Ontology annotation, biological process: regulation of glycogen biosynthetic process. Gene Ontology annotation, molecular function: protein phosphatase 1 binding; glycogen binding. The transcript is spliced from 2 exons. NCBI's taxonomy places the organism in Eukaryota, Fungi, Ascomycota, Orbiliomycetes, Orbiliales, Orbiliaceae. The record is from RefSeq and is a predicted model, not a curated record. Gene Ontology annotation, cellular component: protein phosphatase type 1 complex. Bases 1 to 2322 code for a protein of 773 amino acids.